Molecule: messenger RNA, 1260 nt
Organism: Parasteatoda tepidariorum (common house spider)
Lineage: Eukaryota; Metazoa; Arthropoda; Arachnida; Araneae; Theridiidae
Source: RefSeq, a predicted model, not a curated record
UUUCACACUUCUCCCACGCGGUUAGGUAAUUCAAAACAAAAUGCAAUUCGUAGGCUAAUCAGCGUGGAACGUCAUCUCAUUUCUAAUCCUGAGAAAUACAACCUCUAUCGAAAAUUUAUGAAGGAAUACCGUGAUUUAAAUCACAUGGAACUGGUUCCGGACUCUGACAUUAAUAAAAUCGAAAGUUUAUACCUUCCUCACCAUGGAGUUGUCAGAGACACUAGCUGCACAACAAAGCUUCGUGUAGUUUUUGAUGCUUCCAGUAAAACUUCAUCCGGACUCUCUCUCAACGAUCUGCUCCUGGUUGGUCCAAGAGUGCAACCAGAACUUUUCCCUAUUCUCAUCCAGUUUCGACUUUUCAGUGUAGCCAUUUGCGCUGAUGUUGAAAAGAUGUUCCGCCAGAUUAAAGUUCAUGAGGAAGACGUAGACUGGCAAAGAAUUCUUUGGAGGAAUUCUCCUACCGAACAAAUAAAAGAAUAUCAUCUAAUUACCGUUACGUACGGUACGUCCUCAGCACCAUUCCUCUCCACGAGAACCUUACAACAGCUUACCAUAAAUGAACAAGAAAAAUAUCCAGACGCUUCAAGAGCUACCCUUUGUCGUUUUUACUUUGAUGAUUUGCUGAGCGGGAGUGUAACAAAGGAGGGAGCCAUUCAACUGGUGUCCGAGCUGCAGGAAAUGAUGGAGAGACUUCCUCUACUUACAAAUAUCAAGAUUCCACGCUAUAUCCUUAUUCCACCGGCUACAAACGUACAAGUACACGUAUUCUGUGAUUCUUCAGAGAACGCCUACUGUGCAGCUGUAUACAUUCGUUCCAAGGAUGCAAACCAAGCCGUGACAUCUAGACUGCUAACUUCCAACACAAGUGUCACUCCAGUGAAACCACAGUCUCUACCUCGACUGGAACUCUGUUCUGCCCUACUUCUGGUCAAUUUGUUACAAGCUACCUUGCCAACGCUAACUGUUUCAAUCUCUGAGACCUUUGCAUGGUCUGAUUCCAAGAUCACGCUGGCAUGGUUGAAGUCCGAACCAAGAAGAUGGCAACCGUUCGCAGAUAAUCGAGUAACACGAAUUCAAGAGCUGACUCCUAACGUGCACUGGAACUUCGUGAGUGGUUUGAAGAAUCCUGCUGAUUGUGGAACGAGAGGGAUAACCCCAACUAAACUAGAAAAGUGCGACUUGUGGUUCAACGGACCUGAUUGGUUAAAUAGUUCUACUUUUCCUAAUGGAAGGUUUGAGGAUAAUUCACAAUUACAAUAA